This is a messenger RNA of Bipolaris zeicola 26-R-13, 1395 nucleotides long. RefSeq lists its product as uncharacterized. NCBI's taxonomy places the organism in Eukaryota, Fungi, Ascomycota, Dothideomycetes, Pleosporales, Pleosporaceae. Gene Ontology annotation, biological process: positive regulation of catalytic activity. Bases 1 to 1395 code for a protein of 464 amino acids. The record is from RefSeq and is a predicted model, not a curated record. Gene Ontology annotation, cellular component: cell periphery; fungal-type vacuole. The transcript has 2 exons.
AUGACCAGCACGCCCAUGGGCGAGCCCACCAAGACGGACAACAAUGACAUCGACCCCGUUGGCCUCACGGACGCGGCCGCCUUGCUUCGCCCAGACGUGGCUGCCGCCCAGGGGAGCGCCCACGUCUCCAGUCCAAAUGCCUCUUCCAACGCCCCGGCCAUGACCUCGUCCUCGCCCUCGCCCUCGCCCUUGUCCUCGGCUGCCUCCACCACUCCCACUCCGACGCCCGCCCCAGCACAACCAAACAGGCUGCUGCCCUCGCCCAUCCCGCCGCCCUCGUCCUCGUCGCUGCACUCGCACCCGCACUCUUUCCAGCGCCCCCAGUCCCGCAUCAGCGCCGUCUCGGGCGUCUCCAAGGACAGCCACGACGGAGGCCCCGCCCGGAAGAGCCAGUCGUACUCCAUCUCCAGCACUCCGCGCACCCUGGCGUCCUCGAACCGAAGCCUGACCGCGAGCGCGGAGAACAGGGAACGCCAGCGUGCUGUACGCUCACUGCCUCCUUGGGUCCAGUCUGCCGAAGACGAGGACGAUGCCGAUGCCACCUCUUUCCUCCUGCCGAGGACGCCCACCACGGUCCGCCAUGCAACCCACAACUUCUGUCCAACGCCAAAGUCAAACGUCCCGGGUCGCAAGUUUGACCAUGUCCGCGAAGGCGCUCCCGUCACCCUUGGUACCCCCGUUAGCGACAGUGCUCCCAAGUGGAAACAGUUCACCCAGGGCUCCAACCUCGACCGCCCCAUCUCGUCACGCGGCCAGAUUGUAGACGACGAUUGGAUGAGGGAAAACAUGCCCGACCUCGAGCAAAAGUGGGAGCCCAUUGGCGAGAGUGCGCCCAAGGAACAGAUCAAGGGCUUCUGGCUCUUUACAUCAGAGAAAAGAAGGCGCGCCCUUGUUCGUUUCCACAACACCGUGAUGAACCAUCCCAUGGUCCCUGCCGUGAUCCGUGCCUUUGUGCUCAUCUUUUCCACCCUCGCCCUCUCUCUAGCAGCCUCCAUCUACCGUCACUCCGACAACAAUGGAUGCAGCAACAACUCGUCGACAUGGAUGGCCAUCCUUGUCGACAUUGUAGCAAUCAUCUACACGCUCUACAUCACCUACGACGAGUACACGUCGAAACCCCUCGGACUGCGUUCACACAAUGCCAAAAUGUCGUUGAUCUUUCUCGACCUGGCCUUUAUCGUCUUCGAGUCUGCCAACCUUAGUUUAGCUUUUCAGGCCCUCACUGAUGAGAAAUGGGCAUGCGUUGAAUCCGGCAGCGAAAAUGCUUGCCCUUACAGAAUGAGCAUCUGUGAGAGACAAAAGGGCCUGACGGCCACGCUCUUCAUUGCCCUCAUUGCGUGGAUUGCCACAUUUGCUAUUAGCACCCUAAGGUUGAUCCACCGUGUAGCAAGGUAG